UGGGUCUUCUUUGUUAAAGUUUUGGGUCUUCUUAGCUUGUUCCUUUUUAUAACUUGAGUUCUGCUCUGCUUCUGUUUUUUUUUUUGUAUUUUGGUUUCUUUUAUUUUAUAUUGAAAAAUGGAAAAGAUUGAGUUUCUGAAUGAGGUCCAAGCCGCUGCAGGGAAGCUAAUCCACAGCUAUGGAGUCCCAGAUAUGGUCAUGUUGUUCCUAAGAUGGGUCACGUCCUUCGUUGCAGUUUUUCUGAUGAUAUUGGAUCGAACCAAAUGGAAGUACUCAAACAACAUAAUGACUUCACUAUUAGCUCCUUACCUCUUCUCUAGCCUUCCUAUUGUUAUUUUCCAGUUCUUGAGGACCGGGUUUGGGAAAUGGAUCGCUCUGCUCACCGUUGUUCUCAGGCUUUUUUUACCAAACAAUUUUCCUGAAUCGCUAGAUAUCCCAAGUGCAGCGAUUCUUCUUAUUGUGGCUACACCAAAUGAACUUGUGGAAGCAUUCAGAGACGACCUGAGAUAUACCGGAGGUAGUGUGUGCCUUCUCACGAGCUUUUACCUUCUCGAUAAACACACUAAAGCUUGUGGUGGUUUCAAAAAGUCAUUCACUGAAAAGGACAAAAUCACUUACACCAUUUGUCUUUUUAUUCUCUCUGUCUACCCUAUUUUGUCCGCAUUUGAUUUCCUCUUCUACUUAUAAGAACCCAACGAUCUUGCUGAUAUUGUGAUUGGUGGUAAGGUGGCGAGACCGAUCUUGUGUCUUGUUUUUGUUCGGUCGUGAAUAAAAUAUCAAAUUUUUGAAUCUUUUCUUAA
This is a messenger RNA of Arabidopsis lyrata subsp. lyrata, 800 nucleotides long. Its product is annotated as cold-regulated 413 plasma membrane protein 3. The record is from RefSeq and is a predicted model, not a curated record. NCBI's taxonomy places the organism in Eukaryota, Viridiplantae, Streptophyta, Magnoliopsida, Brassicales, Brassicaceae. The transcript has 4 exons. Gene Ontology annotation, cellular component: membrane. Bases 118 to 687 code for a protein of 189 amino acids.